Messenger RNA from Entrophospora sp. SA101, 282 nucleotides. The record is from the annotation of a GenBank genome assembly. Lineage: Eukaryota; Fungi; Glomeromycota; Glomeromycetes; Entrophosporales; Entrophosporaceae.
AUGGUCACUGAUGAUGACGAUCACAAAAAUCACAUGACCACUGAUAAUAAAAAUCAUCCUGUUAACAAUAAUAUUUCAUCUUCAAAUUCUUCACCAACAGUCACAACAAUAACACCAUCCACACCUACUAUUUCAUCAUCCUCAAGCUCUAAAUCAACAUCAGCAUCAACAUCGCCUUCGACACUUCAAUUGCUUGGUAUUGAUAAUCCAAUUAUCAACAUGUACUAUUUGGAUGUUAACGCUAAUUCUACCAACACUGCUAGGUUUCAAUUAGUCAAUUAG